This is a messenger RNA of Closterium sp. NIES-65, 1485 nucleotides long. Lineage: Eukaryota; Viridiplantae; Streptophyta; Zygnematophyceae; Desmidiales; Closteriaceae. The record is from the annotation of a GenBank genome assembly.
AUGCGCGGCGCCGAAGGUAGCGCGUCAUGUGUCUCCCCUGCCGACCUGGAUGGGGUGUCUGCGGUGGGACGAGAGAGGGUUUCCGCAGUCGGUAGCGGAGAGGUGAUGACGGUAGGCAAGGAGGAGGUUGACGUUUUGGUGACCGGCACCACACGUGGGUACACCGGUGGGAGGGUAGAGCUGGGGAUGGACGUGGGACGUGCAGAGGUGCAGGAGCGGAAGCCGGGGCAUCAAGCGGAUUGCCGAUCUCAUCAGCAAGAGGAACCGCGGCCCGACGCCGCCAUUCGCGACCCCGUCGCCGCCCUUCGCGGCCCCUUCGCCGCCCCUAGCGGCCCCGUCGCCGCCCUUCGCGGCCCCGUUGCCGCCUCUAGCGGCCCCGUCGCCGCCCUUCGCGGCCCCGUCGCCGCCUCUAGCAGCCCCGUCGCCGCCCUUCGCGGCCCCGUCGCCGCCUCUAGCGGCCCCGUCGCCGCCCUUCGCGGCCCCGUCGCCGCCUCUAGCGGCCCCGGUCGUGCUGUUGACUUUGAGGUCUGGGUCGAUGACCUCCAACUCUUCCUACAGUGCGAUAGGGCAAACGGACUCUCCCUGUUCGAACUCACCUCUGGUGCCUCUCCUGCCCCACCUGCUGAUGCUGACAGCACUGUUCGCUCACAGUGGGCCACACGCGAUGCUGCUGCCCGUCUUGCUGUGCGUCGCCACUUACCGACCGCUGAGCGUGCGCACUUUAGUCAGUACAAGAGUGCUAAGACCUUGAACGACGCUGUAGUUGCACGCUACUCUUCCCCUGCCACUGCUGCUCUUAGCCGCCUCAUGCUGCCGUACCUGUUCCCUGACCUUGCUGCCUUUCCCACAGUCGCUGACCUCAUUACGCACCUUCGCACUAGUGAUACUCGCUACCGCGCUGCGCUUCCUGCUGACUUCUGUGCCAAGAACCCUCCCCCUAUGUACAUCACCCUCUACUACAUAGUCACCCGGCUCCCUGACUCCCUUCGCUUAGUCAGGGACCAUUUCCUCUCAGUUUGCCCCACCACUCUCAACGUUGACCUCCUCGAGGAGCGCCUCCUGGCAGCAGAGAAGAGCAUAGUCGCUGUAGGAGCCUCUCGUGGUGACCCUCGCACCCCCGUCUUUGAGGGGUGUUCCCCCUCCCCCCUCUUGCCCUCUGUUGCUUCUGCUGCUGCGGCCGACCUCGUUGGCUUCGAGUCGGUCGGCGCUGCGUCUGCCCCUAGCGGGAGACGCCGCACCGGCGAGGGCAAGGGGGGCAAGGGCGCUAAAGGGGCUGGCGGGGGUGGUGGAGGUGGCGAUGGAGGCAGUGGAGGGGGUGGGGGUGGUGGUGGGAGUGGUGGCGGGGGUGGAGGUGUCGGUGGCAGCAGUGGAGGCGGAGGAGGCGGCGGCGGUGGCGGUGGGAGCGGAGGCGGCGGAGGUGGCGGAGGCGGUGGCGGUGGGAGCGGCGGCGGCGGUGGAGCGCAGAUGAUCACAAGCUGGAGCUGA